Candida dubliniensis CD36 is the source of this 2802-nucleotide messenger RNA. Its product is annotated as putative ATP-dependent RNA helicase. The transcript has a single exon. The record is from RefSeq and is a predicted model, not a curated record. Gene Ontology annotation, cellular component: nucleus. Gene Ontology annotation, molecular function: RNA binding; ATP binding; RNA helicase activity. Lineage: Eukaryota; Fungi; Ascomycota; Pichiomycetes; Serinales; Debaryomycetaceae. Bases 1 to 2802 code for a protein of 933 amino acids.
AUGUCAGACGAUGAAACUUAUGAUAUUGCAGGAUCACUUGCAUUGAAAGAUGAAGAUGAUUAUUCUGAUAGUUCUUCUAAUGAAGAUGAAGGUUUCCAAGACGAAAUAAUAUCUCUGGAUGAUGAUGAUGAUGAUGAUGAAAAAGAAUCUUCACCACCACCAAAAAAGAAAUCUAAACCAAAUCCACAAGCUUUCCCAUCUUUAGAACUUUCUGACAACGAAAAUAACAAUGAUGAUGAUGAUGAUGAUGAUGAUGAUGAUUCUCAUAUUAAUAGUUAUUUUAUCAACAAUAAUCCUACUGCUAAAAAGGCUAAAGCAGGUUCAUUUGCCUCAUUUGGUUUGACAAAAUUUAUAUUGACAAAUAUUGCUAAAAAAGGGUAUAAACAACCAACUCCAAUUCAAAGGAAAACAAUCCCACUUAUUAUGGAAGGAAGAGAUGUUGUUGGUAUGGCACGUACUGGUUCUGGUAAGACUGCAGCAUUUGUAUUACCUUUAAUAGAAAGAUUAAAACUGCGUCAACUUGGUGGUGUUAGAGCGGUAAUCUUAUCUCCAUCAAGAGAAUUGGCAUUACAAACUUAUAAACAAGUAAAAGAAUUUAGUCAUGGAACUAAUUUACAAUCAAUUGUUUUAAUUGGUGGGGAUUCAUUAGAAGAAGAUUUUUCCAAAAUGAUGACAAAACCAGAUAUAAUUGUUUGUACUCCAGGAAGAUUUUUACAUUUAAAAGUAGAAAUGCAAUAUGAUUUAAUGACAAUUCAAUAUAUUGUAUUUGAUGAAGCAGAUAGAUUAUUUGAAAUGGGAUUUGCUGAACAAUUAAAUGAAUUAUUGAUAUCAUUACCAAGUAAUCGUCAAUCAUUAUUGUUUUCCGCUACUUUACCAAGAUCAUUAGUAGAUUUUGCCAAAGCAGGAUUAACCAAUCCAGUUUUAGUUAGAUUGGAUUCUGAAUCAAAAAUAUCAGAUCAAUUACAAAUGGCAUAUUUUACUACUAAGAAAAAUGAACGUGAAGCAAAUUUAUUAUAUAUUUUACAAGAAGUUAUCAAAAUGCCAUUAGGUACUCAAGAACAAAUUCAAAAAUUAAAAGAUAUGGAUAAAAGAAAAGUUGAUUCUGAUGAUGAUUCAGAUGAUGAUGAUGACAACAACAACAAUGAAAAUGGUGAACGGAAAAAGGGUAAAAAAAGAUACAAAUUUAAAAAGGAAAGAUUACCUCCAGCUAAUCAAUUACCAUCACCACAUUCUACUAUUAUAUUUGUACCAACCAAACAUCAUGUUGAAUACGUUACUAAAUUGCUUAGAGAUGCCGGAUAUUUGGUUUCUUACAUUUAUGGUACUUUAGAUCAACAUGCCAGAAAAAAUCAAUUAUAUCAAUUUAGAAUAGGAUUAACUAAUAUAUUGGUAGUCACUGAUGUUGCUGCUAGAGGUAUUGAUAUUCCUGUUUUGGCCAAUGUAAUAAAUUUCACAUUACCAGCAUCAUCGAAAAUUUUCAUUCAUAGAGUUGGUAGAACUGCAAGAGCUGGUAAUAAAGGUUGGGCAUAUUCAAUAAUUAAUGAAAAAGAAUUACCUUAUUUAUUGGAUUUGGAAUUAUUUUUAGGUAAAAAAAUUUUACUUACAUCAAUGCAUGAAGCAAAAUUAGAAAUGUUGAAAAAAACUCUGAUUAAAGGUAAAUUUAUACCACCAAUUGUGAAUUAUACUGAAAGAUUAGUUUUAGGUUCAAUUCCUAGAAUAGAUCUUGAAAUUUUCCAAGAACUUUAUGAAAAUUUAUUAAGAAAUAAUUAUGAAAUUAAAGUUUUAAAAGAUGUUGCCAUAAAGGGGGAAAAACUUUAUCAUCGAACAAGACAACCUGCAUCUCAAGAAUCAUUAAAAAGAAGUAAAGAAAUUAUAGAUAAUUCUUGGGAUGAUCAACAUUUAUUAUUUGGAGAAAAUUUAGAAAAACAAAAACAUGAAUUUUUAAUCAAAUUACAAGAUAGAAAUUUUAAACAAACUGUAUUUGAACUUAAAGGUAAUGAUGAAAAACUUGUUGAAUUUAUGAAUAAAAGAAGACGUCAAUUAGCUCCUAUUCAACGGAAAGCCAAAGAACGUAAAGAAUUAUUGGCUAAAGAAAGAUUAGCUGGAUUAACUCAUGGUAUUGAAGAUGAAAUAUUACGAGCUGAUGGUGAAAAUGGUUAUGGAGUUGAUGAAGAUGAAUUACAAAAAACUUUUGAAGAUAUUGAUAAAAAAAAAAAAAAAUCAUUUAGAGAUCCACAAUUUUUCCUUAAUCAUUAUGCACCAGCUUCAAUUAUUCAAGAUCAACAAUUAUCUCUUAAUUCUUCUUUUGCUAAUGAAGCUCAACAAGCUACAUUUGAUUUGGAUAAUGAUGAUAAUAAUAAAUUACAAACCAAUAAACAAAUAAUGAAAUGGGAUAAAAAGAAAAGUAAAUAUAUUAAUUCAAAAUCUACUGAUAAAAAAUAUAUUAUUUCUGAAAAUGGAACAAAAAUCCCUGCUUCAUUUAGAUCAGGGAAAUUUGAUGAAUGGAAGAAACAAAGAAAUCUUAAAUCAACAAGUAUUAUUGAAAAAAACAAUUCUAAUAAUUCUAAUAAUAAAAGAUUCAAACAUAAUCAACAAAAAGCACCUAAAUUACCAGAUAAAUUUAGAGAUGAUUAUCAUAAACAAAAGAAAAAAAUUGAAAAAGCUAUUGAAUCAGGUAUUAAUGUUAAAGGUUUUUAUAAACCUCAACAAGAAAUUAAAUCUACUGAACAAAUUAGAAAGGAUAGAUUACUUAAAGAAAAGAGAAGAGCUAAAAAUGCUCGUCCAAGUAAGAAAAGAAAAUAG